This is a messenger RNA of Cutaneotrichosporon cavernicola, 1650 nucleotides long. RefSeq lists its product as uncharacterized. Gene Ontology annotation, molecular function: heme binding; catalase activity. NCBI's taxonomy places the organism in Eukaryota, Fungi, Basidiomycota, Tremellomycetes, Trichosporonales, Trichosporonaceae. The coding region runs from base 1 to 1650 and encodes 549 amino acids. Gene Ontology annotation, biological process: response to hydrogen peroxide; hydrogen peroxide catabolic process. The transcript is spliced from 5 exons. Gene Ontology annotation, cellular component: cytoplasm; peroxisome; mitochondrion. The record is from RefSeq and is a predicted model, not a curated record.
AUGCCCAACAACGCCUACAAGGACCUCGAAGAUGCGUAUGCGGCCGACGCCGACCUGUCCUCGAAGAACGUAGUCUACACCGCCACCAAUGGUGCUCCCAUCGCUCACCCCUACGCCAGCCAGCGGGCGGGUUCCAAUGGUCCACUCCUCCUACAGGACUUCCACCUAAUCGACCUCCUGAGCCACUUUGACCGCGAGCGUAUCCCCGAGCGCGUCGUACACGCCAAGGGUGCGGGGGCCCACGGCGAGUGGGAGUGCACCGAAGACUUCAGCGACGUCUGCCUCGCAGACCUGUUCAAGAAGGGUACCAAGUGUCCCGUUACCAUACGGUUCAGCACAGUUGGCGGAGAGAGCGGCUCGAGCGACCAGGCGCGCGACCCGCGCGGUUUCGCUGUCAAGUUCCGAACGGCCGAGGGUAACUGGGACUAUGUAGGCAACAACACGCCCAUUUUCUUCCUCCGGGACCCCGCCAAGUUCCCUCACUUCAUCCACACGCAAAAGCGCGACCCAGCCACCCAUCUCGGCGGUGGCGACGACUCGACCCUCUUCUGGGACUAUCUCAGCAACAACCCAGAGUCGGCUCACCAGGUCGUCUACCUCUUCGGUGACCGUGGCAUCCCUUACGGCGUUCGCUACAUGCACACCUACUACGGCCACUCCCUCAAGCUCAUCAACAAGGGCGGCGAGUGGGUGUACGCCCAAUUCCACCUCAAGUCAGACCAGGGCGAGAAGAACCAGACGGAUCCCGAGAAGGCGCUCCGCGAGUCGCCCGACCUCAUGCAGAAGGACCUCAUUGAGGCCAUCAACAGGAAAGACUACCCGUCGUGGACUUUGAGUGUCCAGCUCAUGACACCCAAGCAGGCCGAGGAGGCGUGGGAGGAGAAGGGCAUCAAUGUCUUUGAUCUUACCCACAUCUGGCCCCACAAGGACUAUCCCCUCCGCAAGAUCGGCAAAAACUACUUUGCGGAGGUCGAGCAGGCCGCGUUCAGUCCGUCGCACAUGGUGCCUGGCAUCGAGCCUUCCGAGGACCCAGUACUGCAGUCGCGUCUCUUCUCGUACCCCGACACUCACCGCUACCGCCUUGGUACCAACUACCAGCAGUUGCCGGUCAACCUGCCGCGCACGUCGUACCCCAUGGGCAACUUCCAGCGUGACGGUUCCAUGGCUUUCUUCAACCAGGGCGGGCGGCCCAAUUACCUCUCCACGAUCGACCCGAUCCAGUACAAGGACCGCAAGGUGAACCUGGACGCCGUACAUGCCAAGUUCAUCUCCAACGCCAUCGUCUUCCUCUCGACCGUCCGACCCGAGGAUUUCAACGCUCCCCGCGCCCUCUGGGAAAAGGUGUACAACGAGGAACAGCGAGAGCGUCUUAUCAAGAACAUGUCGCAGCACAUGUCGACGGUUCGCGACAAGUCGAUCAUCGAGCGCCAGAUCGGCAUCUUCCGUGCCGUCUCUGAGGACCUAGCAAGUCGCCUCGAGAAAGCCACGGGCGUCAAGGGCCUCGAGACGCUCAAGGGCGUCACUUUCAAUGGCUCGCAUAACGGAAUGGGCGGCGAGGACGUCAUUCCUGCCAAUAACCUGCCUCGCAAGGACGAGAUCAGCUUUGAGAACGGCGGUCCUGGUGAGACGGCCCAUCCCAAGUAUACCUGA